AUGGAGGACGACAGAAUAUCCCAAUUACCAAUACCCAUACGUCACCACAUUCUCUGUUACCUCUCUCAGAAAGAGGCUGUGAGAACUUGUCUACUCUCCAAACAAUGGCGCCACGUCGGAACAACCCGGCCCAGCCUCGACUUCUCCGAAGAAUGGUUCGACGACACACAAGAAAAGGUUGUCUCUGUCAAAUCAACUCGCCCCAACAUCAACUCUUCCGAAAAAAUGCCCGUCGUCGUCGACCGAACUCGACAACGUUGCCGUGAUAAAAAAUGCUCCAAACUGCACCGCAUUCUCUCUCUCUUCCUAUGCAGACCAUGGCGGCGUAACAAAGGAUUAACUCCCCCCAACCUCGACUCUUCCCAAAAAUUGUUCAACAGCUCCUCCAUAGGAUCAAUUCGCCCCAACCUCGACUCUUCCGAAAAAUUGUUCAACACUACACAACAAGACUUUGUCUCGGUAGUCAACCGAACCCUACAAGGAUACCUUGAUCAAAACCUCUCUAUACGGAAGCUCCAUCUCCACUUAUCCAGCCCCGUCUCACCAUCAGUCAUCUCCCUUCUUAACAAAUGGAUCACGAUGAUACCCGCCCACAAAAUAAAAGUGUUCAAACUCAACUUUCGUUCAUUUACUCUGCCAUAUUACGGCCUGCCCUCGGCAGUCUUCUUAGCCGAGUCCCUCGAAGAACUACACCUGCGCAAUUGCAAGCUAAGCCCGGUCAGCGUGCGGUUUCAAAGUUUGCGCACACUCACCCUCGAACGGGUCCAAGUUGAUGGCGGCACUUUCGAUACGAAAAUGUUGGGCUGCCCUUUGCUCAGGCGCCUUGUCCUUAAGAGUUGUUCGGAGUUGAGAAACGUUAGGCUGAGCGAGGCGGGAACGCCUGGGCUCAAGCACUUUGAAUUGUAUUGCAGACCAUGGCGGCGCAACAAUGUAUCAACUCGCCCCAACCUCGACUCUUCUGAAAAAUUGUUCAACAGCUCCUCCAUAGGAUCAAUUCGCCCCAACCUCAACUCUUCUGAAAAAUUGUUCAACACUACACAACAAGACUUUGUCUCGGUACUCAACCGAACCCUACAAGCAUACAGUGAUCAAAACCUCUCUAUACACAAUUUCCAUCUCGACAUAUCGAGGCCCGACUCACGACAGGUCAUCACCCUUCUGGACAAAUUGAUCCCGAUGAUAAACGCACUCAACAUAAAUGUGUUCAAACUCAACUUUAAUUCAUAUACUCAUGACCUCCCCUCGGCAGUCUUCUUAGCCGAAUCCCUCGAAGAACUACACCUGCGCAAUUGCAAGCUGAGCCCGGUCGAAAGCAUGUGGUUUAGAAGUUUGCGCACACUCACCCUCGAACGGGUCCAAGUUAAUGGCCGCACUUUCGAUACAAAAAUGUUGGGCUGCCCUUUGCUCAGGCGCCUUGUCCUUAAGAGUUGUUCGGAGUUGAGAAACGUUAGGCUGAGCGAGGCGGCAUCGCCUGGGCUCAAGCACUUUGAAUUGUCUGAUUACAUCAAGAUGGAAGGGCGUAGCAUCGAAAUUGAUGUCCCAAAUCUCGAGACGGUCAUUAUCGGUGGCCCAUGGAUUUGGUGUCACCGCCAAAGCACGUUCUUGUUCUCUCGUCUCACGAGAUUGAGUCUCUGUAGUGUGAUCCUGUCGAGUGAGUCAUUCGACCUGCUAUCAUUCGGCUGCCCGAUUCUUGAGGUCUUGACCCUACAUAACUGCUCCGGUUUUGAGGAAUUCCAUCUUGUUAGUGAUUCGGUCAAGUGGUUGAUCAUCUCGACAAGCAAAAUUUUGCUUAAAGGAGCUACGAUUUGUGCCCCCAACAUUCUCAAUUUUACGUUCAUUGCCUGUAUUCCUCAGGCGCUGCCCACAUUCUCUUUCACGACCACUACUUCCAAGGAGUGGGAUUCAAAUGUAUUCCUAUCUUCUUCGCGUGAGAAAGAUCCUGAUUUCGACGUCAAUUGGUGGUUCCUUGAGGUGAGACGAUUGCUCGAGGCACUAAGUGAGUCUCGGAUUUCUCUGUUUUUGUAUAUGAACGGAGGCCCUCAAGAUGUGUCGUGUAGUAGUGCUUUUCUAGGUGACGAGCCGCCUGUGGUGGUGCGAUACAUGAGUUUUACUACUUUUAAAUGUCGCACGGCAUCUUGGUACUUGGGGCUUACGAAUGGCUUGCUUCGUGUUUGUCGACCAAGUCAUGUAUUGGGUUGUAGGUUCGUGAGCGGGUCGGGCAGGAAGUACAGGCUCUCAGAGUUUCAGUUAAACAUGUUGCUUGCAAACAAGAACGUCAGGACCGAGCCCUACUUUUGGCAGCACGAUUUGGAGCAAGUUCACGUGGAUGGGCAGCUCGUGCAGUGGACAGACCAGUCGGAAUUGCGAAACAGGACGUAUGACGGGGUAAUAUGGAUUCGUUUGAAAUGGAGAGCUCAGACAACGGCAUAA
Striga hermonthica is the source of this 2430-nucleotide messenger RNA. NCBI's taxonomy places the organism in Eukaryota, Viridiplantae, Streptophyta, Magnoliopsida, Lamiales, Orobanchaceae. The record is from the annotation of a GenBank genome assembly.